AUGACUAGGAGUGGAGCAGUUGUGGUUAGUCCAAAACCAGCUGAAAAAAGAGAGAAAACCAAGGAAGAGGAGAAGAUUAAAUCUAAUCUAGAGGAAGGGAACUUCACCUUAUUGAAAAGAGAAAAUUCAGAAAUGGAUACCUUCCCUAAAACGGUGAGAAGAACAAAGAGACAAAUUUUAGAAGAUUCAAACAAGCCUCUAGAUGAAGAGAAAUACAAAAGACUGCUUUAUCCACAAAGAGUCACCAAUCCUAAGCAAGAAAGGCAGUAUGAGAGGUUUCUAGACGUCUUUAAGAAGCUCCAAAUAAACAUACCAUUUGCUAAAGCAUUAGAACAAAUGCCUUCAUAUGCAAAAUUCAUGAAGGAGUUGUUGUCCAAGAAGAGAAAGUUAGAAAAUGACAAGACAAUUCCUUUGACUGAAGAAUGCAGUGCUAUUUUGCAGAGAAAGCUGCCUCAAAAAUUAAAAGAUCCAGGCUCAUUCAGCAUUCCAUGCUCUAUUGGAAAUUGCACAAUAGGAAAAGCUUUGUGUGAUCUUGGGGCAAGCAUCAACCUUAUGCCUCUUGCAAUAAUGAAAAGACUUGGAAUAGAGGAAGUCAAGCCAACAAGCAUCACUCUACAACUUGCGGACAGAUCAUAUACUUAUCCAUAUGGUAUUGUAGAGGAUUUGAUUGAUGUACAAAAAGGGAAAUUAAUGCUUAGAGUGCAGGAUGAAAAUGUUACCUUUAAUGUUUUUGAAGCACUCAAACAUCCUAGUGAUAAUAGCACAGCAUGA
Abrus precatorius (Indian licorice) is the source of this 771-nucleotide messenger RNA. RefSeq lists its product as uncharacterized. Bases 1 to 771 code for a protein of 256 amino acids. The record is from RefSeq and is a predicted model, not a curated record. NCBI's taxonomy places the organism in Eukaryota, Viridiplantae, Streptophyta, Magnoliopsida, Fabales, Fabaceae. The transcript has a single exon.